Molecule: messenger RNA, 590 nt
Organism: Colletotrichum navitas
Lineage: Eukaryota; Fungi; Ascomycota; Sordariomycetes; Glomerellales; Glomerellaceae
Exons: 2
Coding region: 133-468 (111 amino acids)
Source: RefSeq, a predicted model, not a curated record
UGCGACUGUUGCUGAGUCAAGCUACGGAAUACUGAACAAGUCCGGAGAAGAAGCAAAAAGCGCUGAAAUCGGUCCUCGUUGCCAUGUUGCGUGCCCGACUACGGCGUCAGUUCAGGGUCCUGUUCUUCUGACAUGCGGUUCGGCAUGAAGGUAGUUCGUGGCCAUGGCUCAAAUGGGUCCGGUGAGAUCGAUCUCAAGCGCCCCAUUAUCCGUCAUCUGAGAUGGCCCCGUCCCGUUGCAAAGGAGAAAAGAAGAAAAGGAUGCGAAAGUUGCCCCAUUGGACGGUGGGCACGGGUAGAGAUGGGUCGCGAGGCUCUGUGGCUCUCUUCUUGGGUCGAGGUCAUAAAGCUAAAGAAACAGAGCAUUUUCCUCAGUGACGGCUUCGUCUGUGCAGCUCUAACCAUUUUCUCGACCUUGGUCGUGUUGGCCGACAUUUGGGACAGGCAGCCAUCCAUCCAUUCAUCAUAACGGUCGUUCGGAAAUGCGCCAUUGUUUCCGACAGCGAAGCGGUGACUCGGCCAAAGUCCGAUGUUUCUGAGUGUCGUAGGAAAAGUGUGUUUUGGGGCCGUUUCGCUUGACUCGUCAUCUCU